AUGGGCUCCCGGCAGCACGUGAGGGACAUCCAAAGUGGCCCGCCUCUUCCCUAUACAGAUGAUAUCAGAGCCUACAAGAAGGAAUAUGCCGAAGCUUUAGAUGCUCAAGACCCGCUCCGAUCAUUCCGAGAUGAAUUUAUCAUUCCAUCCAAGAAAGAUCUGAAGCGGAAAACUCUGGCAGCAAAGGACGAUAAUGAGACAUCUGACCCAAAAUCAAUCUACCUCUGUGGUAACUCAUUGGGAGUUCAGCCUCGCAGUACGCAAAAAUAUAUCGAGCGGUACUUACGAGCCUGGGCCACCAAAGGCGUGACUGGGCACUUCGUUUCUCAUGAAGAUGAACUGCUCCCUCCCUUUGUCGAUGUCGACACGGCAGGAUCCAAGCUUAUGGCGCCUGUUGUGGGUGCCUCUCAGAGCGAAGUGGCUGUUAUGGGCACACUAACUGCCAACUUACACCUGCUUAUGGCAAGCUUCUACCGGCCCACUAAAGAGAAAUUCAAGAUCAUCUUGGAGGGCAAGGCUUUUCCCAGUGACCAUUAUGCUGUUGAAUCUCAAUUGCGCCAUCACAACUUCGAUCCAAAAGAGGGUAUGGUGCUAAUUGAGCCGGAGAAUCUUGACAAACCGACCCUCAGCACAGAACAAAUCAUCAAAGUUAUCGACAACAAUGCCUCAAGUACUGCACUCGUACUUCUUUCAGCUGUUCAGUUCUACACAGGACAAUACUUUGACAUUGAAAGGAUCACAGCUCACGCCCACUCCAAAAACAUCUUGAUCGGCUGGGACUGUGCCCACGCAGCAGGUAAUGUGGAUCUGCGUCUUCAUGACUGGAACGUCGACUUCGCAGCCUGGUGCAACUACAAGUAUCUCAACAGCGGACCCGGUGGAAUGGCCGGUAUCUUCGUCCAUGAACGCCACGGUCGUGUCGACGAGAAACAGUCCGACAGCGACGUGACGUUCCGCCCUCGUCUCUCAGGCUGGUGGGGCAGUGAUCUCGCCACACGCUUCAAUAUGGAAAAUAAAUUCACGCCCCAAACCGGUGCUGCUGGAUUCCAACUAUCCAACCCCUCCGUUCUCGAUAUCACCGCCGUUGUUGCAUCUCUUGAGAUCUUUAAUCGAGCAAGCAUGAAGGAAAUUCGUCAAAAGUCUGUCAAUAUCACUGGAUAUCUUGAACAUCUUUUGUUGAAGUAUCCCCUUGACGCAAGCGCAGCCGAUAAGCCUUUCACCAUCAUCACACCAUCAAACCCCGCCGAGCGAGGUGCCCAGCUUAGUAUCCGUCUCCAACCGGGAUUGCUGGAUCGAAUCUUAUACUCUUUGGAAGAGAAUGGAGUAGUUAUUGAUGAGAGGAAACCCGAUGUGAUUCGAGUUGCCCCUGCCCCGUUGUACAACACAUAUGCGGAAGUUUGGGAAUUCUGUCAAAUCUUCCUGGAGGCAUGCAAAGAGGCAGUUCAGGCACGCUAUUCUGCCAUGGCGAAGGAAAAGGAAGUCUCUGAUUCCCACAUCCGCCACGAAGUCUCCGAACGUGGGGAUGCCGAUGUGGACUACUCGGUUUUCUCAGAUGGCCAGCGCCGAUUCAUUGUGUUUAUGGCGUCUUGGGCUGGGUUUUUCUCACCCGUCUCUUCUCAAAUCUACUUUCCCGCUCUAAAUACUCUGGCGAAAGAUCUGCACGUCUCGAACUCAUUGAUCAAUUUGACUUUGACGAGCUACAUGAUCUUUCAAGGCUUGUCGCCUAUGUUUAUUGGAGACUUUGCAGAUAAGGCGGGCCGACGACCGGCAUACAUCGUAUGCUUCGCGAUCUACAUAGCGGCCAACAUAGGUCUUGCGCUUCAGAAUAACUAUGCCGCCCUGUUUGUCCUUCGAUGCCUGCAAAGUGCAGGGAGCAGCACUACCAUCGCCCUCUCGUCUGGUGUGGUCUCUGACGUUGCCAGUGCGUCCCAACGAGGUUCCUACAUGGGUUUCGUCACAGCGGGCUCUCUGCUAGGUCCCUCUGUAGGACCGGUUAUUGGAGGUCUACUAGCUCAAUACUUGGGUUGGAGAGCCAUUUUCUGGUUUUUGACCAUAUUUGCUGGUGCUUUCUUGGUUCCAUUUCUGGUGUUCUUCCCAGAAACCGCGCGCGGCAUCGUGGGAGACGGCUCACUGUCACCACAACAGUGGAACAGACCUUGGAUUGGCUACUUGAAGUCUCAGAAGAAUGGCGAGGGAGGCAUUCCUCAGCCAGAUGCAGUCAAGCGGAAACUCAAGUUUCCUAAUCCAUUCGAAACUCUAGCUAUUGUCUUCCAGAAAGAUACCAGUCUGAUUCUCUUCUGCAACGCCAUUCUGUUUGCUGGAUUCUAUGACGUGAGCGCGUCGAUCCCCUCGAUUUACAAUGAUCUCUACGGUCUCAACGAUCUCCAGGUCGGUCUCUGCUACAUUCCGUUUGGUCUCGGUGCCACCAUAGCUUCUAUUGGCAAUGGAAAAUUCCUGGACUAUAACUACCGCCGGAUUGCAAAGAAGUUGAAUUUCCCACUGACCAAGAAUCGGCACACUGACUUGCGGGAUUAUCCCAUUGAGAAGGCUCGUCUUCAGAUCGCAUUUCCUCUUCUCGCCUUGGGAAGUCUCAGUGUCCUUGCCUUUGGAUGGUCCCUGAACUAUGGCGUUCAUCUUGCCGCGCCAACGUGCAUACUGUUCAUCAUGGGACUGACCUUGACAGGAGCGUUCAACACCAUCAGUACGCUACUGGUGGAUCUAUACCCAACCCAAGCGGCCAAGGCUACUGCUGCAAACAACUUUGGGCGUUGCUUGCUGGGAGCUGGAGCGACGGCCCUGAUAGACCCCAUGCUGUCGGCUAUGGGCAAGGGCUGGUGCUUCACAUUCAUUGCACUCGUGAUGCUCGCCACGACACCACUGCUUCUCAUCGUUAUCCGCAAAGGCCCCGCCUGGCGCGAGGAGCGACGUCUGAAAGAGAAAGCCAGAGCUGAAUAA
This is a messenger RNA of Penicillium salamii, 2955 nucleotides long. The record is from the annotation of a GenBank genome assembly. NCBI's taxonomy places the organism in Eukaryota, Fungi, Ascomycota, Eurotiomycetes, Eurotiales, Aspergillaceae.